Lactuca sativa (garden lettuce) is the source of this 3115-nucleotide messenger RNA. The record is from RefSeq and is a predicted model, not a curated record. Lineage: Eukaryota; Viridiplantae; Streptophyta; Magnoliopsida; Asterales; Asteraceae.
UUAGGAUGGAUGACUAUUGUAAUUUUUUUAUAUUUUUUUAUUUGAUUUGAUUGUCUUGUGGUUUUGACCAUUGUAAAUGGUUUAGAAUUAAUGAGUGGAAUAAAUAAAUUAGUCAAAAAAAAAAAAGAAAAAAAGAAAAAGAAGAAAAGAAAAGGAGGGGCAUCUUGCAGCCUUUUACCAAGGCAUCAUCACAAUUUUUUUUCCUACUCACGUCUUUCUCUAUCCCUUACACAUUCUUCUCCUUUAAAAAUCUUCCUCUCCUUUCUUAAUGGCCACCACCCUCUACUUCCCCACUGCCUUCGUCAAUCAAACACAACCCAGCCUCCUCCCAUCCUUUCCUUUCUUCCUUCGUUGCUGAGAACAACCACCAUCGAGGGGUGGUGGUGUUGUUGCUGUUUGACCACCUUGAACCACCACCCAAACACUCCCUGGCCUCCUUAUACCUCCUGCCCUCCUCCGACCUGCUGCUACCUCCAACUUCUCCCCUCCCUCGAACUUGCCAGCAGAAGAGCAAACAGAAGCAACAGAAGGCUGCCACCGUGAACCCACUGCCAUUCCCUGUUGGCACUGCCGCCGGCUUUGCUGCUGCUGUCGCUAGCCACUAUCGACCACCAACUUGACCACUGUGAAUCACCACAACCACCACAGCCUCCCUCCCUUCUCUCCCUCUGGUUGAGUUGAGAACCGAAUUAAGGCAGCAAAUGAAAGAGGCAGCAAGAGGGUUGCCACCCUCGUCACCCACUACCACCACCGUGACCAGCCCCUUCUUGAAAUCCUUUCACGUUAAAGUCGUCGAAACAGCUGGAAGACGGAAGCAGGGAGCUGCAAUCGCCCCCCCACAACAGCCGACCUCAGCCACGACCGGUUGCUGCCGCCACGAGGUUUUCAGACCAGCCCCCUCCUCCACCGCAGUAGGUAUCGAAUCACCACCACCUUCGUUUUGUUAUGACUCCUCCGUUCGUAUCAGCUGAGAUCGAAGAGACCGAAGAAGUGAUAUAAAUAGACCCGGUGAUUCGUUUUUAGGGCACGGAACAUCACAAAACGGCUUUCACGACAAGUUUCACCCGCGGGCCUCGUUCGCGCUUCAAGGGGAAAAUGAGUUCGUCAUCCUCUUCCAAACAUGAUGACAAGAAGCCAGUCUCUCAAAAGCUUGUUCCAUUUCAAAAUCAAAAUCGUUUUUCUCCUUUAACUCCUACUUCUAAGAAUUCACAACUUUAUUCUAAUAUCCUUCAGUCAAAACUUGUUACUCCAAAAGUUACUUCAACCAACACGAUAAGCUGUUUUGUAAAACCUAUCACUCCUCAAACUCAAAAAUUUGUUACUCCUAGACCUUCUACAAAAACUCCUUAUGUUCUUAAUCCAAAUUUCUUAAGAGUUCAAAUUCUUGAAGAUUUUCAAAUCCAUAAGUUACAUCAAGGUUUUCAUAUUCUCACAAAUCAUCUCUUUGGUCAAGGGAAAACCUUUUAUAUUUAUUCAUAUAAAACUCGAGAAAUUCUGCAAGAAUCUGGUUCAGUCAAUUUUGUUCAUCGUUCUAAUUCAAAAGAGGGAAACAUUGAUUUUAGCAAAGCGCAUAUUAUUAAAAUCAUCUCUCAAGAAAGUUGGGUUCCAAAUCUUCACUUUGAAAAAUCUCUUAUAAGUUAUCCUGCUUAUCCCACAUUUUCUUACUAUGAUUAUCAAGAUGCCUGGACUAAGGCAUUCUUUGUUCGGAAUUAUUCACACUCAUGGUUUAUCUUCUUUGAUUUGAACUUCAAUUGUGAAUAUCCAAGAUGGUUUAUCAAUUGGUACAAAUAUAUGGGAAUUCUUCCAAAUUGUUUACCAAAAGAAAUUUACGCUGGAUAUCUCAAAUUUAAGGAAUUGUUUAUUCAACAAAUUCCAGAAUUUGAAUAUAUGUUACAAUUCACCAUGAUAUUUAAAGUUCCAUCGAUAAUGUCUUGGACUUUUCAUUAUCAAGAAGCAAAGGAUUCCUUUCCUCCUUGGCUGAAUCGCCAAUUUCGCUCAAAAUGGUGGGAUAAAAUGAAGAUUUCUCAAGCCAGUGAACAGGCAGUAAUUAAACAUUAUCAAGAAAUAUAUAUUCAAAAACCAGAGGUUGAAGCCACUUUUAUCAGCAGUCUUCCUCAAAGUGAUGUGGAUCUAAUUGAAAGAAUUAAAGAUGCUGCUACCUCUUCUCCUGAAGAACUUCAAAAGCUACUUCAAGAAAUUCGCCAAACUCCAUCAGUUUCAAAAUAUUCUCCAAAAUCUAUAAAAAAUGAUUUAUUUCAAGACUCUCAGGACCCUUUUAAUGAUCCUUAUGAAGAAUAAGAAAUUCUUAUCAUUAAAUUUGGUGUAAUACCUUCAAUGUAAGGUAUUCGUUUCUUCUAUUAUCAAAAUUAUUAUUUCAAAUACGAGUGUGUAUAAACUGUGUGAGUAUACAUAAUAUAUGUAUUUAUAGUGUAAAAACAAAUAUUAUCAAAUUUAUUAUCAAAAUUAUUUAUUCUUAUCAUCAAUGAUAAUAUGAAGACAAGAAACUUUAGAAGAUGCUCUAUAAUGGCAUACUUUAUCAAAAGAAGAUAUUCAUUGAUUACAAACGACAAUUUCUUCAAAAAAUGAGUAACAACCACUUACAAGUAAUUGAUUGGCCAUUUGAUCAUACGGCAAAUUUCACUACAAGAUUUCAAGGCUUUGAAGACUUCAAGAUGAAUAUAAAUAGACAUCAUAUUUGAGUAGAGGCAAGCAAGAAAAUAUUCAUUCUCUAAAAAAUGUUCAUCCCAUGUCUAAAAAAUCUCCAAGAGUCUCUCUUUCUACUAGUAGAUGUUCAAAGUCUCUAGAUUUUGAAAUAAUUCUUUCUCCAGAUGUAUGUAUUGAUUGUAAUUCAAGCUUAAUUCAAGAAGGUACUAUCUAAAUAUUUUAUCGCUGUAUUGUUGUUAUUAAAUUUAUUUCUCCAUGAUAGUUUCAUUUCGAGUUAUUCUAACUAUUAAUUCUACAAGAUUUGAAAUUUUUGUUAAAAUAGUACUCGUUUUUAAUAAUCAAGUUAAUCAAAUUCAUGCUUAAAUUAUUUAAUUAUUUCUAACAAAAUAUUGAUGAUUUGUAUUCCUAAUAGAAAUAUUCUUUUCAGAAUACAGCAAAUCCAAGAAUCUAU